AUUUACAGAUGAUUUUACAGUCAAUAAUCUUAAAACUUGUUCUGAAAUAUCAUCAAAAAGUUAAGCCCAGAUGAUAAACAAACAAACAAUGGAUUUCAGAUUAUCCAGAAUUUGCUUUUAUGGGUGCUGAAAACCAGGAGAGAUAGAGAGAGAAAGUGUGAGUUGUUACACAAUUAAACAAAUGCCUAAAUUAUUAAUUAUAAAAAAAACAGAGUAAGCAAAGCAAAGCAAAAACAGAGGAAAUUGACCUCCUCUUCACAAAUGCACAUGGCUUCCAUUUUUAAACUUAUUUUCUCUCUCUUAACUUACAGAUUGGACUUAGUUCUACUACAUUUCUUUUUUAUUAUUUUUAAUUAUUAACUUUGUUAAUCUAACUAAUAGUCUCUCUCUCUGGUUAUUGAGUGAUCAUUUCAAGACAUGUUUAUGACAAACUCUUCAGUUUCAGAUCUAACACCUCUCUAUUAAAACUUUCUUUCCCUUUCCUUCUUCUUCUUCCAUUAUUUCACCUGCCAACAAUUUUUUUUAAUUAUUUUUGUUAUUACAGUAUUACGGAGUACUCCUAAAUUUCCAAACUUUCACAGAUUUUAUUUUCUGUCAUCAUUUUCCCCAAUUCCCAGCAUAAUUCUGGUUCUUAAUUGUAUUUGUGGAGCUGGAAGAAUCAAAGUAUGAAGAAGAGUGCUGAAGUAGUAUUUCAUUGAAUUGAAACAAAGGGCUGGUUUAUAGAAUUGGUAAGUAAUAAUAGUAGGAAAUAUGGAGGAUUCAGUAGUGGAUGACCAUAUGGAGGUUGAGGAAACACUGAAUCCAAUGUGGCCAGAUAAUGUAAAUGAAGCCGGGAGUCAAUUCAAUGUAGAUUGGCCAAAAGAAGAUCAAGAUAUGUUGAAAGAAGUUGCAAUCAACGCAGCAGAACCUCAAGAAAUAGAUUUAGAGCGUUUACAUGACAUGACAGAUCACAGUGAUAAAGGUUCCUCUCAACUAGCCUUCCUUGUCAAGCAUUGGGAGUAUAAACAAGAGAAUGCUGCUCGACUCCUCAAAGAAGAACUUGAUCGCCUUAGCAAACAAAGAGAGGAGGUUGAACUUAAGAGAUUGGAGAUUUUAGAGGAACAUCGUUUUGAGGAAGAACGAGUUGGUGCUGAUAGAUAUUCUGUUUCAGUUUUGGAGGAGCUUUAUGAUUUCUAUAAAGUUGUUCCUAAGAAGAAGCAUGAUUCACCUGUUGAAACUAAUAAAGGACUUGAAAUUGAUGCUGAGUAUGAUACUAUUGUGUAUUGGAAACAAAGGGCUGUCAUUCUUGAGAAAUUGUUGAAGGAAAGCAGACAGAGAGAGCAGACUCUAUUGGAAAAGUUGGAUGAAAGUAUUAAGAAUAUGGCUGAACAGUCUACACCGGUGGAAGAGUUGUCACAGAUGCUUAAAAGAGCGGAUAACUUUAUACACUUUAUUCUUCAGAAUGCACCUAUUGUUCUUGGUCAUAUGGAUAAGGAGCUACGUUAUCGUUUUAUCUACAACCACUAUCCAAGUUUUAAAGAGGAGGAUAUUAUAGGAAAAACUGAUACGGAGAUCUUUUCUGGUGCGGGAGUGAAGGAGUCUCUAGACUUCAAGCGAGAAGUCUUAGAACGUGGAUUACCUGGAAAGAGAGAAAUAACAUUUGAAACUGAACUUUUUGGGUCUAAAACGUUUUUGAUAUAUGUUGAACCUGUGUUCAAUAAGGCAGGAGAAACCAUUGGUGUCAAUUACAUUGGAAUGGACAUUACAGAUCAGGUCAGAAAAAGAGAAAAGAUGGCAAAGCUUCGAGAGGAAAUUGCUGUACAGAAAGCCAUGGAGACUGAGCUGAAUAAGACAAUACAUAUAACAGAGGAAACAAUGCGAGCUAAGCAAAUGCUUGCUACCAUGUCUCAUGAGAUAAGAUCACCGUUGUCUGGUGUUGUUAGCAUGGCCGAGGUUCUAGCCACCACUAGACUGGACAAGGAACAACGACAAUUGUUAGAUGUCAUGAUUUCUUCUGGGGAUUUGGUCCUUCAGCUCAUUAACGACAUCCUUGACCUCUCCAAGGUUGAGUCAGGUGUUAUGAAGUUGGAAGCUACCAAGUUCAGGCCAAGAGAAGUUGUAAGGCAUGUACUCCAGACAGCUGCAGCAUCUUUGAAGAAAAUGCUAACAUUGGAAGGAUAUAUAGCGGAUGAUGUUCCUAUAGAGGUUAUUGGAGAUGUUCUUAGGAUUCGACAAAUUCUCACUAAUCUAGUCAGCAAUGCCAUUAAAUUUACGCAUGAAGGUAAAGUUGGCAUAAGACUUUAUGUGGUACCGGCACCUUAUUCUGGAGAAGAAGAAGAAGAAGACACUUCCACCGAGGAAAAGGGUAAUUCUGCUCAUCCAUAUGGAGAUUCUCCUUAUGAAAAUUCGGAUGAGCCUGGAAUGCCAGUUUCUCCACUGUCAAAAGACCAAGUGAGGCAUGCUGUUAUAUUUCCAACAACAGUAUGGAUACGAUGUGAUGUAUAUGACACUGGCAUAGGAAUUCCAGAGCAUGCUUUGCCGACAUUAUUCAGAAAAUAUAUGCAAGCCAGUGCUGAUCAUGCUCGUAAGUAUGGUGGAACUGGAUUAGGCCUAGCCAUAUGCAAACAACUGGUUGAGCUGAUGGGUGGUCAUAUGACAGUAUCCAGCAAAGAGCAUUGUGGAUCAACAUUCACAUUUGUUCUUCCAUACAGGGUAUCUCCUGAAUCUGACGAUCAGUCGGAUGAUCCUGAUGAGCUUCCAGAUGCUUCUAGUCAUCAUGAUACAACAGCCGCUGAUGAUCAUACUGCUGGAUAUUUCCAAUUCCAGCCUCGGACAUUAAGCUCUUCUAUCAGUGGAGAAAGCAGGAACCAUAAUCUAUUACAAAGUAAUUAUGGAUAUAAUAUGAUGCCUGACAUCAACCCAGUGUCUGAAAAUUUUGCUUCAGUUUCUCCUACUCCGAAAGAAUUGGAAACGGAACACACAUCACCUGAGAGUUGUUCGAGGCACAGUAGUGGUGAUAAUGCUGCUGCUGAAACAAGUGGUAGGAAUGAUCAGUGUGUCAGAGAUGAAAGGAAUGUUAGUGAAAACCAAAGAUCAUUGGAUAUGGAGGUUGGGCCUAAUGUAAGCAGGGGUCAAUUACAUGAACCUCAAGAAGUACCGACAAUACAAACGUGCGAUACAACUCUGCAGAGUACUGCAAGCAGCAAGCCUGAAGUAGACAGAGCUGAGGAAAAACCUAAAAUCCUCCUUGUAGAAGAUAAUAAGAUCAAUGUGAUGGUGACAACAUCCAUGAUGAAACAAUUGGGUCACAGCAUAGACGUUGUGAAUAAUGGAAUUGAAGCCAUUCGUGCUGUUCAACAUCGAGAUUAUGACCUUGUUUUGAUGGAUGUGUGCAUGCCAGUGAUGGACGGACUUCAGGCAACAAGAAUUAUUCGUUCAUAUGAAGAGACUGGUAACUGGGAUGCUGCUGCAGAGGCAGGAAUUGAUCAACCUAUGCAUUCUCAAGAUUCACCCUUGGAUAUUCCUGAUUCAUCAAAGAGACUUCCAAUUAUCGCGAUGACAGCAAAUGCAUUAUCAGAAAGUGCAGAUGAGUGCUUCGCGAAUGGUAUGGAUUCGUUCGUAUCAAAGCCAGUUACAUUCCAAAAGUUAAAAGAGUGCCUUCUACAACAUUUGCCGUGACAUCUUGUAAAUUAUUCAUCUGUACAAAGUCAAAUUUCUUUCUUUUUAGGAAAGUUUUGUAACCAAAUGUAUCAUGUUUUUAGGAAUGAGCAUCUUCUGUACAAAAUUUUUGUCAAUUCUUUUACUGGAGGGAAAGAAAUAAAAAGUUUGCAGCUAAGCUGAAUGGGUUGGAA
Molecule: messenger RNA, 3830 nt
Organism: Spinacia oleracea (spinach)
Lineage: Eukaryota; Viridiplantae; Streptophyta; Magnoliopsida; Caryophyllales; Amaranthaceae
Product: histidine kinase 5
Exons: 13
Coding region: 751-3657 (968 amino acids)
Biological process (GO): phosphorelay signal transduction system; protein autophosphorylation
Cellular component (GO): plasma membrane
Molecular function (GO): histidine phosphotransfer kinase activity; phosphorelay sensor kinase activity
Source: RefSeq, a predicted model, not a curated record